AUGGCUAUCGAAGGCACCGUCUACACAACCCCUGAAAAUACCUCGUCUACCCCCGUAGACUCCUCUGCUGGCCUCGUCAACGACGCUCUCCAGUACGUCAACGAGCUCGUCUUCGGCAAGGAGACCGCCCCGAAAGACAACAUCACAGUGACCGCUUCGGUCACACCUCCGGCGUCCAAUACGCUUUCCGCCAUCGAUCCCUACAAGCUCUUCUCGUUCGCCCCUGGAAGCAGCCACUUGGAGUCUCCCUGGAACCAGGACCCGAUUUGGAAGUAUUCCCGAUUCGCCGUCGCACUCGUCCGCCUCAGCACCUGGCAUGUCCUGGAGUAUCUUCGGAUUUUCGACUUCGUUGAGGCCCACUGCCCUAUCGUGGGCCAGAUUCUCCCCUUUAUCUUCUUCAAGACUUUCCCUUGGAUCUUCCAGUAUGCAAAGCUUGCCAUUACGAUCUCCUUGUUCUACUCCAAGUAUAUGGUCGAGAACUCCGGGGACAUUGCCGCUGGCACCGUUGCUUCGUUGGAUGAGAACGCUAAGAACAUUGGACUUUGGGUCCUUGAGCGCUUUGCUCGGUAUCUUAUGUAUGCUCUCUCUGGCGUCAUCGCCAUGACAGUCCGCGACUGGAUUAUCGCCAUCCUGGCUGCGAUUGUUUUUCUAUUGAUCUUCUGGUGCGAUGACAACUUGACCGCAUCACAGGACAACUUCGAAGCCUUAUUCCGGGAGAAUGACGAAAUUCGCGCCGCAAUGGAAGAGUUAUUUGCCUCUGUAAAUGUGCACUUUACCAACUUCCAGAAUAAUCAGAACAGGCUGUCAUCUGACUUGCAGGGGAUGGGCAACGGCCUCAACCUCUUGUCAUAUUUCGCUCGUCGCCAAGUCCAAAGCCAAGAGGCGCGAUUCGGAUUCAUCGAGAACAGUGGCCGCGCUCUUCGUACAGGAAUGCGCCAGUUGCAGCAACGAAUUACUCGCACAGAGAACCGUGUUUCCGUCGUCGAGGGGCGGACGGACCUCCACCGCCGCGAACUUAUCCAGCUGCAGCAAGACGCUGAGAUGGAACGUAUCCGCUCAGAUCUCGUCGAUGAAGAGACUGGUGGCCGCCUGGACUCGCUCGGCGCCGGGGUGCUUGAGGUUGCGACCGCUGUUGAAGCCAACGAUCUAGAUGUCCGUGUUAUUCGUCAGGAAGGCAAGAAGCUUAAGGAGCUGGUCGGCACCAUAACGGCACUGUCGGUGUUUGCCCUCGUUCUGCUGACUUACGUACUUGAACUGGUCGACAACGUCAAGGACCAGGCCACUGAUGCUGGGGAGACUGCCACGAAGGCCCAACAGCAUGCCACCAACGCUCAAAUGAGCGCCGCAAAUGCCCAAGAGAUUGCUGCAAGCGCUCGAAAGUUUGCCACGGAAAUCAAGCAGCAGGUCGACACCAUCCUGGAACAACACAACGACAUCAAGAGGUGGGCUACCGAGGCCAAUACCAAGUUCAUUUACCUCUGCAGCGAGACCGUCAAGGUCUUGACCGCGAUUUCCUCCCUGAGGGGUACAGCCGUCCUUACCAAGAACCAAAUCAUUGUGCUCUUCGACAAGAUUGAUCCUGAAAUGGCCAAGACUAUCUCUAAUCAGUGGGUCACCCUCGCCGCGCAGCCAGAUGACGAGCUCAAAAUCGAGCAAUGGCAGUCCGAGGCAGUCCGUCUAAUCAACGCGCGGUUCAAUGCGAUUCGAGGCAAUGUGACCGGUCUCCGAGAGCAGCUGAAUCUGGCGUCCACACCGCUUAGCAGCCCGAUCCGGAACCAAGUGCGAGAAGUUCUUAUGACGCCGGCGCCGCUGUUCUCCGCCCCGACAACCGACAGCUUCCGUGGAGAGACUGCGCUUGCUCAGCCCUGUUUUCGGGACUCUGGGAUGUUCGAGGAGGGCCCGACAAUCGACGGUCUGCUCGAAGAGCUGAAGGGCGCGCAGUCUGGGUCAUCUUCUGAGUCCGACCCUUUCGUUGAUAAUGCCUUAUAG
Molecule: messenger RNA, 1989 nt
Organism: Didymosphaeria variabile
Lineage: Eukaryota; Fungi; Ascomycota; Dothideomycetes; Pleosporales; Didymosphaeriaceae
Exons: 3
Coding region: 1-1989 (662 amino acids)
Source: RefSeq, a predicted model, not a curated record